Molecule: messenger RNA, 687 nt
Organism: Fusarium poae
Lineage: Eukaryota; Fungi; Ascomycota; Sordariomycetes; Hypocreales; Nectriaceae
Exons: 3
Coding region: 1-687 (228 amino acids)
Source: RefSeq, a predicted model, not a curated record
AUGGGUUCCGACGAAGCACUUAGGUACCUCGUGGACUUCGAUGAAAGCCUUGUAUCGAAAGUCAACCUGCUGAAGGAGCUUCCCGGAGUUGGCAAUGUUGUCACCGACAAUGCCGGAUCUCCCUUGGUUCAAGCUAUCUUUGAUGCACUACCUGCUGCGAUGAAGAGAUGCCUCACGGAAAUGAGCGAGUCCUUUGCCAGACUGCACUUCAUUACAGGCCCCGCUGGCACCGGAAAGACGUACCUAAUGGAGGUCCUUAUUCUUCUUGCAAUCUUCGGCAACGGCAUCGAAAAUCCAGCGAAGUACAAGGGAUUCUCGGAAGACAACAAAUCACAGCGUCUACCAAACAUCGACCGAUAUUCAGAUGUACAAAGUCCCAUCGAUCGCGCCAAGAACGGACAUGCUUGUUCUGCUGAAGAGACUGCAGCGUUCAAACAGCAGUGCGAAAUGGUCAGGGAAUUCUCUGGUAUUAUGGUAACGACUCAUGCUGGAUGCGCCUCUCCCCUUCUACAACAAGAACUCCAGCCUGAUCUUAUCAUCAUCGAUGAUGCCUCCAACAUGAGUGAGACAACAUCAAAUUACAUCAUGGCUCACUUCGAACCCAAGGCAUGGGUCAUCACAGGCGACGGUACUCAUGACUACUUCCAGUACGAUGAAGCUGCCGAGGAUCAUGUUGACUGGGUCUAA